GACAGUUGCUAACCUCCCUCUGCCUCCAUUUUCUCAUAGUUAAGAUGGGGAUGAUAACAUCAUUCAAGAGUUGUGGUGGCAAAUCAGCCAAUCCAGGCUCCUGGUAGACCCCCAACAGCACCUCAGAACAUUGCGGAGCUUGCUGCGCUCUACGCCAGGACCGCGAUGCCAGGGGCCUUCCUCUCCUGAACACGACUUCAGCCCAGCAGUCGGGGCUCACCUCCAGCAGCCCUCCGGGAGAGGGUUAAUCUAUAAGAUUAACUUAAUUAUAUGAUUAAGAUUAUAAUCAUAUAAUCUUUUAAGAUUAUAUGAGAUAGCAUGGAAAUCGCCUACCUAAGAGCAUCAGUUCCACCUCCCCGUCCACCCUGUCCAUGCCCUCAAUGAUUUCUCUUUCUUUUUUUUUCUCUUUUCUCUUUCAAGCACACUGGCCUUAUCGCUUACUUGCUUUACCAUAAACUCUUCUCUUUACAGAUGUCUGUUCUCACUCCCCAGCUGACCUAAAGCGAAUGACGUGGGAACAGAGUCCACGUCUCCUUGCUGGGCAUUGCCUGUAAUGCUCUGCACAGAAACGCCGCGGUUCGUCCACCCGUGGCGCCGUGGACAGCCCGGAGGGGGAGGCGCGGGAAAGGAGAGGACCCGCUCUCGGGGCUUGGGCAGCGCGGGUAGAAGAAAGAGAGCACGUGGGAACGAGGCUGCCUCACUCCUACGCUCCUGGCGGUCCUGGCACUACAGAAAUGGCUGUCCGGUCACAAUGGACAGGGCACUUGAAACGGUCUUUUGGGUUGAUGGGCGGUGGGGGACAGAACUAGGUCUGAAAAUUAGGAGGGAAGGGGAAAGGAAGAAAGCUCUUGGCUGAGCACGGGCCUCUGGGUUUUCUGUCCUGCCUUAUUCUAAAAAGCACCCUCAGUCUUCUCCUUAAUAGAGAAGUGAAAUCUUCUGCAUUUCCUGCUGCUGCCUCACGGAAGGUUUCACAUCUCCUUUGGCUGCCCGAGCAGAGACCAGACAGGGAACUCCGUGUGGCCUCGGCUGGCUGGCGAGCGCCACCCCCGGCCACCCCCGCGCGGGCACGGGACCUCACCGCCGGCGUUCCUGCGCCCGCCAGCGCGAGCCUUGUAGACGGGGACAGAGAUCCGGGCUCCCGUGAGGGUCUGGACAUCAUCUACCCAGGCUGGGGCUACAGGAGCAGGCGAGAACCCAGGGCCCCUGGAAGAAUUGGUCCAGGGGACUGAAUUCCUGGCGUGUCCCUAGAGCGGAGCAUGACCACACUCCUGCCAUUGCUGCUGGGCCUCAGCCUGGGCUCCACCGGAGCAGGUGGCUUUAUAGCCCAUGUGGAAAGCACCUGUCUGUUGAAUGAUGAUGGGACUCCAAAGGAUUUCACAUAUUGUGUCUCCUUCAACAAGGAUUUGCUGACGUGCUGGGAUCCAGAGGAGGCCAAAAUGGCCCCUUGUGAAUUUGGCGCACUGAAUGUUUUGGCCAAUUACCUCUCAGAAUACCUCAACCAACAGGAAUCCCUGCUCCAGCGCUUGUCUAAUGGGCUUCAGGACUGUGCCACACAUACCCAAUCUUUCUGGGGAUCACUGACCCACAGGACACGGCCACCAACUGUGCAAGUAGCCAAAACCACUCCUUUUAACACGAAGGAGCGUGUGAUGCUGGCCUGCUACGUGUGGGGCUUCUAUCCAGCUGAUGUGACCAUCUCGUGGAGGAAGAAUGGGCAGCCUGUCCCUUCUCACAGUAGUGCCCCUAAGAUGGCCCAGCCCAAUGGAGACUGGACAUAUCAGACCAUCUCCCAUUUAGCUACAACCCCCUCUUAUGGGGACACCUACACCUGUGUGGUGGAGCACAUUGGGGCUCCUGAGCCCGUCUCUGAGUACUGGACACAUGGGCUGUCCCCGAUGCAGAUAGUGAAGGUUUCUGUGUCUGCAGUGACUCUGGGCCUGGGCUUCAUCAUUUUCACUCUUGGUUUGCUCAGCUGGCGGAGAGCUGGCUCGUCUGGCUAUAUUUUCCUCCCUGGGGCCAGUUAUCCAGAAGGUCAACACGUCAAUUAGAGGCAGAGUCCUACACCUUCUACCCCAAGUGUGAAGAUUCAAACUCUUAGUGAUGCUGCUGUGUCCCCCCACCAUCCUCAGACCCUACAAAUUUUCUUGGAUCCUAUGGUUUCUCCAUUCAGAUCUUUGAACUUCCCAGCCGACCCCAUGUACACCUUAGCAAGUUGGGGGAACUCAUUCCUGGGAAUAUUCUGUAAUCAAGUUGUCAUCCAAGGCUAUAUUUCUGGGUCAAAUAUCAUCUGGGGAGGGAGGUUAAAGGCCUUUCUGGAGGCCACACUGUGCCACAGGGGCCAGUGAGUCGCUGGCGGUCAUCUCUGAGGAAUAAACUCUGGUUGAAAUAGUU
Leptonychotes weddellii (Weddell seal) is the source of this 2391-nucleotide messenger RNA. Its product is annotated as HLA class II histocompatibility antigen, DM beta chain. The record is from RefSeq and is a predicted model, not a curated record. Gene Ontology annotation, biological process: immune response; antigen processing and presentation. Gene Ontology annotation, cellular component: MHC class II protein complex; membrane. Lineage: Eukaryota; Metazoa; Chordata; Mammalia; Carnivora; Phocidae.